CUCCGAAAUGGGUGUGGUUGAAUCGUGCUUACGAGAUCUAACGUUAGCAAGCGCAGACGGAGUGAUUUAAUCUGAAACUACGUUAUUUUAUUAUAAUACUGCAAUUUAGAGCUUUGAAUACAAGAACACCUCAUGCGAAUAUGCAUUAGGCCUAUUGCAUGUUUUUUUAAUUUGUGUACCAAUGGGUGGGUUUCCUGCUCCUCCGGCAAGAUAGCCCAGUCGCUUUUAAAAUAUCAUUUACAUUUUUCUCUCAAGAGUUUAAGCCUCUGUGUUUGGCAGUUUAUUUAAUAAUUCAUUUUUUUGACGAGGAGGCGACGGUCAUUACGAAGCGAGGGAGUGAGGGGAGAGAAGGAGGAGGGAGAUAUCCGCGAACUAGCAGAGGAGGAAGGAAGCGAGGAUCACGAAAACCACAAUCAAGAGAAAAACCUAGUCAUAAAAAAAGCUAUUUACUAAUUUCAUAUGGUUCAAUGCAUUUUCUUUGAUGCGUGGACAGAUUGCAGUUGUGUUCAACCCGCUCCAACAAAGAUGUUUUCGAGUUUAUGAAGGUCUCGGGCGUAGAAAGGCAAACCAUUCUGAAGAGGAAACGGGAACACAACAGCAGAACUCAUCUUUUCAAGGGGUCCAGUCAAACGGAGAUAUGGUGUCUCUGUACUUCGAUCUAAUAUUUAUUUGAUGUGUAGCCUACAUUGGAGAUUCACUGAGCAAAAAUCUAGAGAAGACAAGGAGCAGAGAGGAUAUUGAAAAUAUCUGCAUAUUUCUGUCCCUAUAUUGUUUUCUUUUCUAAGGAAAAAGGGGCCAAUAAACAUCCCCAGCCUAUUUGAAACAUUAAAUCCAGACUGUAUUCGAGAAAGACUACCAACCUCAUCGGAAACAUUACCUAACAGGUGACUGACUGAGUGACAGAGGACUUCGACGAGGCCAGGGACCAAUCCAAAAUGAGCGAGCUGGAGCAGCUGCGUCAGGAGGCGGAGCAACUUAGGAACCAGAUAAGAGAUGCCAGGAAAGCAUGUGGGGACUCAACCCUGACACAGAUAACGUCAGGUCUGGAUCCCGUGGGGAGGAUUCAGAUGCGGACGAGGCGCACUCUCCGUGGCCACCUGGCUAAGAUCUAUGCCAUGCACUGGGGCACAGACUCUAGGCUCCUGGUCAGCGCCUCUCAAGAUGGAAAACUGAUCAUCUGGGACAGCUACACCACUAACAAGAUGCAUGCUAUCCCCCUGCGCUCCUCCUGGGUGAUGACCUGUGCUUAUGCCCCGUCUGGUAACUACGUGGCCUGUGGAGGUCUGGACAACAUCUGUUCCAUCUACUGCUUGAAGACCCGCGAGGGUAACGUCAGGGUCAGCAGGGAAUUACCCGGACACACAGGUUACCUGUCCUGUUGCCGUUUCAUCGAUGACAAUCAAAUCAUCACAAGCUCAGGAGACACUACCUGUGCACUGUGGGACAUCGAGACAAGCCAGCAGACCACGGUGUUUUCGGGCCACAGCGGUGACGUUAUGAGCCUGUCCCUGUCUCCAGACUUCCGCACCUUUGUGUCCGGAGCCUGUGACGCCUCCAUUAAGCUGUGGGACAUCAGGGACAGCAUGUGCCGACAGACGUUCACGGGCCAUGAGUCUGACAUCAACGCAGUCUGUUUCUUUCCCAACGGCAGCGCCUUUGCCACCGGCUCCGACGACGCCACCUGCAGGCUGUUUGACCUGCGCGCCGACCAGGAGCUCAGCCUGUACUCUCACGACAACAUCAUCUGUGGCAUCACCUCCGUGGCCUUCUCCCGCUCCGGACGGCUGCUGCUGGCCGGCUACGACGACUUCAACUGCAACAUCUGGGAUGCCAUGAAGGGAGAUCGAGCAGGAGUGUUAGCCGGCCAUGACAAUCGCGUGAGCUGUCUAGGUGUGACUGAUGAUGGCAUGGCGGUGGCCACUGGGUCCUGGGACAGCUUCCUCAAGAUCUGGAACUGACAAGUUACCUGAGCCAUGCACACACACACACACACACACACACACACACACACACACACACACAGAAACACACAUUACACACACACACACACACACACACAUAGACACAUACAUACAGAGACACACACACACACAUACCCACACGCAAACACAAUAUUGAUCAUACAAAGUAUUCACAUCUCACAUUUUGGUACACAUAGUUUGCACACUGUAUUCACACUGUACGUAAAGAUGUACACAUACACACAUACACAUUGAAACAUUGUACAUAAUAUAUAUAUAUAACGCCAAUUAGGUAUGAGUUUACACAGACACACAAAUGCCACUUGCAAUUGUACAUGUUACCAAUCACAUUGUAUGCAGGAAGAGUCCACCAGAAUUACAAACAAAUGCCCACACUACCCACAACAGAUAUAUAUGUACACAGUACACACACAGUUAUGAUACAUUUGUAAUUGGAACUACCAUAAAAGACGUGACCAAAUUCAAUAAAAUCCUGACAUAUGCUAAACUAAAACACGCAUUUGAAAUGUCACAAAUUACCAGAUUUUUCAACACAAAUGUGUUCACACACACACACACACACACACACACACACACACACACACACACACACACACACACACACACACACACACACACACACAUACUUUAAGUGCAUACACACAUACAUGCACACACAAACAUAUAAAAAUAUAUACAUGCACACACAUCUACAGUACAUGUUUAUUUCUGAGCGAAACUCCAACCCUUGAACUAAAUGGGGGAGACAAUUCUGUUUUUCGUUUGUUUACUCAAGUCCCAAAUAUCCUUAAAUCUGAUUUUCUGUGCUACAGUAGGUUUGUGUGUCUCUGUAACAGGGUGAAAAAAGUCACAGUUGAAGGAAUAGAGAGUGAUGGGCUGGAAAAGCAUGAUAAUAAGUGAAUCCAAUAACACUCAAGACACUACAGACAGGGAGAUAGAUAGAUAGAGAGCAGAAAGAAUGCCCACAGUGACACUGUUAAAGGAAAAUCAAGAUAAACCAUCAAUUCUCUCUAGUUUCUUCUGGCUCAAACAAAAUGCUAUCAUGUAGUUACUGUUUUUAUAGAUAUGUACACCCACAUAUAUAAGUAAAUAUAUGAUCGUUUUGAUUUUGAUGUUUUUGUUGUAUUAAUUUUUUACGCCUAUUUUAUUCAUGUUUUCCCUGUGUGCCUCAGAUACACUUUAAGGAUAAUUAAUAGAGAAUAAUGAUGAAAUUAAACUAAAUGAAAUCAAUAAAAUGAGAGAUUCAUAAGGUGAGCGAGAUUAUCAAGAGACAACUCUCAAAUAAGCAGGGGGCAAUAUUCAUACUUUGACUUUGUCAAUAUAUUAUGUCAACUUUAUGAUGGUAUACAUUGUACAUACUAUUAAUAAAUACACGUAGCCUCUCUUGCCA
Molecule: messenger RNA, 3372 nt
Organism: Salmo salar (Atlantic salmon)
Lineage: Eukaryota; Metazoa; Chordata; Actinopteri; Salmoniformes; Salmonidae
Product: guanine nucleotide-binding protein G(I)/G(S)/G(T) subunit beta-2
Biological process (GO): signal transduction
Molecular function (GO): protein binding
Source: RefSeq, a predicted model, not a curated record